AGGCUCCAGCAGCUUCAUUUGUGUUUCGCAGAUUCCACUCUACCGUUGCUUUCAUUCCAUCAUCGGUUUCUCAGCUCCGGUUGCUACAGAAGAGGGAAAAGGCGAAAGAAUAAACUGCUCUGCGUGCGAAAAGAAGUUUUCCAACGAAGCAAAUCAGCAGCAUUCUAAAAACAAGAAAACAAUGAGCUCAAGCGACAUUUUGGUGGUGGGUCCCAACCCCGCGCUGCAGAAAACUCUGACCUUUGGUGAACUGAGGCUCGACGCGGUGAAUCGUGCGAGCGCUAUUCGGGAGUACACAGGCGGCAAGGGCACCAACUUCUGUCGUGCGUCUGCCUGCUUCAAGGCCAGCCCGAACUUCUGCAACACGACCCUCUUCACCUUUGUGGGUGGUGAGACGGGCAAGCGGGUGGUGGACUUCCUAAAGGGGGAGGACAUCGCGGUGCACCCCAUUUCCGUACCCGGCGAGACGCGCACCUGUGUCACCUGCCUGGAUGAGAAGCACGGCACCAUGACGGAGAUCAUCGAGCCGUCGUACCCCGUGCCGGCGGAGUCUGCGGGUGACAUGGAUCGCGUGCUGAAGGAGAGGCUGCAGCAUGCGGGGGGUCUUGCCAUAAUGGGCAGCCUGCCAGACCAUACGUCGCCGGAGCUUUAUACGCGGUGGACGCAGAUGGCCGCAGAGGCCAAAAAGCCCGUGCUGCUGGACGCCAUCAAAGGUAUCGAGGCGUCCCUCAAGGUGCCCAACGUCACGUCCAUCCUGAAGGUUAACAUGGAGGAGCUGUACAAGCUCACCGGGAAGUCGACGCCGGAGAGCGCGUUUGCGUAUGCGAUGCGGGAAUGGACGGUGCACAUCCUGGCAGUAACGGACGGCCCACGCAGCGCCUACAUUCAGGAACGCGGCAAGGCCCUCCAUACGCUGCAUGUGCCGAGGCUGGACAGCGUCGUGAGUCCGCUGGGUGCUGGCGACACCGCCGACGCCAUCUUCUUCGCGCAGUACAUCCACGGAGUCCCCGCCGACAAGGCCUUCCGUUUCGCCCUGGCUGCCGCUUCUGCAAACUGCUUCCAAAAGGACGCCGGCAAGUUCGAGCACCGCGACAUGGUGGAGAUUGCCAAGGGCGUCACGAUUGAGUAG
Messenger RNA from Leptomonas pyrrhocoris, 1129 nucleotides. Its product is annotated as tagatose-6-phosphate kinase-like protein. Lineage: Eukaryota; Euglenozoa; Kinetoplastea; Trypanosomatida; Trypanosomatidae. The transcript has a single exon. The coding region runs from base 182 to 1129 and encodes 315 amino acids. Gene Ontology annotation, biological process: carbohydrate metabolic process. The record is from RefSeq and is a predicted model, not a curated record. Gene Ontology annotation, molecular function: phosphotransferase activity, alcohol group as acceptor.